AAAUGUGGGUGUUUAUUCCACCAGCUGUUUCUGUGUGGUGACUAUUGUCUGUCCAUCUCUUAUGAGUCUCCAGAGUGCUGAUGUCACCGUGAUGCCAGACCCGGGUUCCAGCCUUCUGGGAGGGUCGUGACUACCCAGGAGGCGCGGUCUAGAGCGGAGCUAAAGAACUUAGUUAGCCAACCUUGGAUGAUCACUGAGAUUAUCUAUUCCUCCAGAGAAACACCUUGCGGUCUCUGCCCUCCGCCCCUCUUCUUUUUCUUCUUCCUCCUCGUCCUCCUAUCAACACACCCUCUGCUUGAAGAUGGUUUUCAAGGAAGAUGCGCCGCUCUGAAAUUCCCAUUGACCUUCGGAUCUUCCCAGCAGCAGUAGCAGCACCGAGCGACGCGCUGCUGCCGCUUCCUCCCCGAUCUCUCUGACUGCCUCGCAGCCGUUGGAUCCGUUGUUUUUUUUUUUUGUUUUUUUCCUCCCAACCAACCAAGACCGAGGCAGAUGCUCCUCGCUCUGUCAUCCCGGCGGCUUGUACUAUGGUGGAGUUCCCAUCCCUCAGUCCUUACUGGCCUCUCCUCCGCUUUCUGGUGCCUCUGGCUAUCACCAAUGUUGCCAUCGACCUCGGGGAACAGGCUCUCAACAGGGGCAUAGCCACCGUCAAGGAGGACACGGUGGAGAUGCUGGCCAGCUAUGGCUUGGCAUACUCCCUGAUGAAGUUCUUCACCGGUCCCAUGAGCGACUUCAAGAACGUGGGCUUAGUGUUUGUCAACAGCAGGCGCGACCGGAGGAAGGCUGUGUUCUGCAUGCUGACAGCCGGGGUCAUCGCAUUCGCCCUCCAUAUCUUGAUAGCUUACACAGAUUUAGGGUACUACAUUAUCAAUAAGCUCCACCAUGUGGAUGAAUCUGUUGGGCAAAAGACAAGAAAGGCGUUCUUUUACCUUGCUGCAUUCCCUUUGCUGGAUGCAAUGGCAUGGAUUCACGCAGGCAUCCUUCUCAAGCACAAGUUCAGCGUCAUUGUGGGCUCUGCCUCCAUCUCUGAUGUCGUGGCUCAGAUUGUGUUCGUGGCCAUUUUGCUGCACAGUAAUCUGGAAUGCGUGGAGCCGCUGCUCAUCCCCAUCCUUUCCUUGUACAUGGGUGCUUUGGUCCGCUUCAGCAUUGUCGGUAUCGGCUACUACUGCAACAUCCAUGACAACGUCCCAGAGUCCAGCGGGCUUGACGUUGGGGGGGACGCCACAAUCAAAAAGAUGCUAAGCUUCUGGUGGCCCCUGGCCCUCAUCUUGGCCACGCAGCGGAUCAGUCGGCCCAUCGUCAACCUCUUCGUGUCUCGAGACCUGAAGGGGUCCGCCGAUGCCACAGAGGCCGUGGCAGUGCUCACAGCCACAUACCCUGUCGGUCACAUGCCCUACGGCUGGUUAACUGAGCUCAGAGCAGUGUACCCUGCCUUUGACAAGAACAAUCCCAGCAUCAAGAUGAACGCUGGCAGCCCGGUCAACAAGUCGCACAUUAAAAAGUUCACCUUCUGCUGUCUGGCCUUGUCACUCACGCUUUGCUUCGUGCUGUUCUGGAGUCCGCAUUUGUCAGAGAAGAUCCUGGUGGACGUCAUCGGAGUCGAGUACAGCUUCGCUACGCUCUGCGUGGUGCCGCUUCGGAUCUUCUCCUUCUUCCCAAUGCCAGUAACGGUUCGGGCUCAUCUGACAGGAUGGCUCAUGACCCUGAAAAAGACCUUCGUCCUGGCUCCCAGCUCGGUUCUCCGUAUCGUUGUGCUGAUCAUCAGUCUGGUUGUGCUGCCAUACAUGGGGGUCCAUGGGGCCACACUCGGCGUCGGGUCUCUGUUGGCUGGUUUCGUUGGAGAGUCUGCGAUGGUCGCCAUAGCAGCCUGUUAUGUUUACAGACAACAGAGAAACAGCGAGAUGUCCAACGAGCUGGUGGUGGAGGCCGAAGACUCUGCCCCGAUGAGCCAGGUGAGUUCCCCCAACCAGAUGGACGCCAUCGAGGAGCUUCAGGAGGAAGAGGAGGCGGAGCAGGAAUGAGCUUCGACGACAUAGGAAGAGGACCUCGAGCUGGAAGGUCUGCUGAAAAUGGGGACAGCUCGUUGUCCCGAGUCGUAGACUGGAAAAGAGUUUGGGUCCGGAGGUCCUCGACCUGCACACUAUCAAAACGCACAUUGUAAAGAAAGCCAUGCACCUCCAGUCCAUCAUUGUAAAUACAGUCUUUAGUUAGCCCUGUCCCUCUAGCUGGUUGUGUAUCCUUUCUUGUGUUUUCACUGGCGAACAAGGGAAACUGACACAGGAGACCUCUUCCUCCUCAGCAGCGGGAACGACAAGCCAAGUGGUUGUGGACUUGCCAAAAAAAAAGAACAAAAUUGAAGCUGAAUAUUUCAUGUUUAUCAAAGAUUAGGCAGCCGGACCUCGGUUGGAUUCAAACGCAGACACAAUGUGGAAGUUGUUGGGUUGUGCAAUCGUAUUUUACAUACAACGUUGUAGAGAUUCUUGUUUUUGAUGAAUGGUGUACAUUUAAAUGCUGCAAAGGGAUCAGGAAUCCCUCAUCAAACCACUGCGUGUUAAAGAAUACAGUUCUGAUGUUUUCAUUUCAGUGGAGUCUGGGAGUCAGACCCGCUUCUUGUUUUUGCCAAGCCUUUUUCCUGCUAGGAUUCAGACUGUCAUAUGUACUGUAUAUACUGUAUAGGCAUUCUUAUUUGCAAAUAAAUCGCUUUAUUAUUAAA
Messenger RNA from Girardinichthys multiradiatus, 2710 nucleotides. RefSeq names its product ANKH inorganic pyrophosphate transport regulator a (gene ankha). The transcript has 12 exons. The record is from RefSeq and is a predicted model, not a curated record. Gene Ontology annotation, cellular component: membrane. Bases 525 to 2018 code for a protein of 497 amino acids. NCBI's taxonomy places the organism in Eukaryota, Metazoa, Chordata, Actinopteri, Cyprinodontiformes, Goodeidae. Gene Ontology annotation, molecular function: phosphate transmembrane transporter activity. Gene Ontology annotation, biological process: phosphate ion transmembrane transport.